AUGCGAUGGCGGUCGGUGGUGCUGGGGCUGCUGCUGGCGCGGCUCGGGCUGCAGGCGCUGCUGGCGCUGCUCCCCGCGCUGGCCCGCGGGCUGGGCCUGCACCCCCGCCCGCCCUGCCCCGGCGCCCUGCCCGCGGGCCGCGCGGCGCCGCUGUGGGGGCCGGCGCGGGGCGAUGAGUACGAGCGGCGCUACAGCCGCGCCUUCCCCCCGCAGCUGCGGGCGCGCCUGCGGGACGCGGCCCGCGGCAUGUUCGUGUUCGGCUACGACAGCUACAUGGAGCACGCCUUCCCCCGCGACGAGCUCGACCCGCUGCACUGCCGCGGCCGCGGGCCCGACCGCGGGGACCCCUCCAACCUCAACAUCAACGAUGUGCUGGGGAACUACUCGCUGACGCUGAUCGACGCGCUGGACACGCUGGCCGUAAUGGGAAACUCCUCAGAAUUCCAGAAGGCAGUGAAGUUGGUGAUUGACACAGUUUCAUUUGAUAAAGACUCAACAGUCCAAGUUUUUGAGGCAACAAUCAGGGUUUUGGGAAGCCUGCUGUCUGCACAUAUCAUAAUUACAGACAGCAAGCAGCCUUUUGGUGAUAUGACCAUCAAGGACUACGACAAUGAGCUGCUGCACUUGGCUCAUGACCUGGCUGUGAGGCUGCUCCCAGCCUUUGAGAACACCAAAACUGGGAUCCCAUACCCUCGGGUGAACCUGAAGAAGGGGGUUCCUGCAGACAGCCACAACGAGACGUGCACAGCAGGAGCUGGGUCCUUGCUGGUGGAGUUUGGGAUCCUCAGCAGGCUGCUUGGUGACUCCACGUUUGAAUGGGUGGCCAGGAGAGCUGUCAAGGCCCUCUGGAGCCUCAGGAGCAAUAACACUGGACUGUUAGGAAAUGUUGUGAAUAUCCAAACUGGCCAUUGGGUUGGAAAGCAAAGUGGAUUGGGAGCAGGGUCAGAUUCAUUCUAUGAGUACCUGCUGAAGUCCUACAUCCUCUUUGGAGAAAAGGAAGACUUGGAGAUGUUCAAUGAUGCCUAUAGGAACAUCCAGAACCACUUAAGAAGAGGUCGAGAGGCCUGCAAUGAAGGUGAGGGUGACCCUCCCCUGUACGUGAACGUGAACAUGUACACGGGCCAGCUCAUGAACACCUGGAUUGACUCUCUGCAAGCCUUUUUUCCUGGGCUGCAGGUGUUGAUAGGAGAUGUGGAAGAUGCUAUUUGUCUCCAUGCUUUUUAUUAUGCCAUCUGGAAACGUUAUGGAGCUCUCCCAGAAAGGUACAACUGGCAACUGCAGGCGCCCGACGUUCCCUUCUACCCUCUGAGGCCCGAGCUGGUGGAGUCCACAUAUCUUCUCUAUCAGGCCACAAAGAACCCAUUUUACCUUCAUGUGGGAAUGGAUAUUCUGCAGAGUUUGGAAAAAUAUACAAAAGCAAAGUGUGGCUAUGCCACGUUGCACCACGUGGUAGAGAAGACGAAGGAAGAUCGGAUGGAGAGCUUUUUUCUCAGUGAAACCUGUAAAUAUUUGUACCUGUUGUUUGAUGAAGAGAAUCCAGUGCAUAAAUCUGGAAAUAAGUUUAUGUUUACUACUGAGGGGCACAUUGUGUCUGUGGAUGAACGUUUUCGGAACUCCCUGUGGGAAGACAUCCUCCCUGGGGAAGAGGACAGUGCAGAGAAAACCAAACCCAAUGAGUUGAAGGCAGCCAACUUCAGCUCCAAUUGUAACAGAGUUCCUGACGAGAGGAGGUACCUGCUGCCACUGAAGAGCAACUACAUGAGGCAGAUCGAUCAGAUGGUGGGACUGAUCUGAGGGGCUCUCCAGAGAAACCUUGAUCAGGAGGAGUGUGGGGUUUAUCUGCAGACUUUCCUCCCCCUUCAGCUACUCACCUGCACCCACCGAGUCUCCUGGGUAUCCCCUGUGCUUGUUGUCAGUUCUAGACAUGGAGGGAGAUUGAGUUCAACCUUCUGAACUGUGGUAACCUCACAGGCCACCUGAACAGAGAUCUCUUGUUUUAAGACUUCCUAUGAAAAGUGUUGUUGCAAAUGAAGGCUGAAUAGGUUUUAAAAGAAAAAAGAAAGCAAAUUGGCACGUGCCACUUAGCUACCUCUUUGUAGCUGUAUUACAAAUGUCCCUCUAGAGAAGGGUCUGCUAUUUAAUUUGAAGUGAUCUCGGGGUUGGGGAAGGAAUGGGAAAGUGCAAUUUCUUACACCAAGUUGAAUUAUAGAAUUAUUCUGACUAGCAAUACACAACCUUAAGUACUACUCAGGUAGGAACCCACUGGGUUUUGCUGAAACAAAAAUACUCCAUUUAGUCUUGAAAAGAUAACUCGUGGUGGUGUAAAAAGCUCUUGGUAUAGUGUGAUAUCCCUCAUACAGCUGUGUGGAACUCGCAGUGUUGCAAGAGCCUGUAGCUAUAGAAACCAGUGAGAAAACAAAUCCAGGUGCCUUUUCGUAAGGGAAUGGGGGGAGGGAAGGGGGAAAUUGCAGAGCCACUCAGCUUUUCAAGCAGCUGAGCACUCAGCUGAGCAGAAGUUCCCAAAGUUUCCUUGUUUGCCAUGUUUUAGUGCCUUUUCAGGAGACUGCUGCUAAGAGCUGCUAUAACAGUACAUGAAGAACAAACUAUUUCACAUUCCUGACAGCAUUGGUGUGUUAGUGCCUUACGUUUUCUUCACUAGCAGAGGAAACUGAGCUUCCUCAGGAAGAUGGAUACAGUAUUUCUAAGGAGGUGGUUGCAAGAUACAAAGGAACCCAAAGCCACUUAAAAAACGAGAUUAUUUCCCCCCCCCCUUUUUUUUUUUUGAGAUACUGGAAAAAUAUCGUCUGUGAAGUUUCAGGAAGAAAGCAGUUAAGGGAUUGAGGGAUGGCAAAAAACUGAGGCCAAAACAACUUGUUCUGAAUAUAACAGGGUUUUUUUCCAGUGGUUCCCUGUUGCUUACAUGUUUUUAACUUUUGACUACAGUUGAAGUACUAGAAUGUUACUUUUGGGUUAAUUAUUUUUUAAAUUGAAGCAUAAAUAGAAGGACAAACUUGGUCUGUAUUUUCACCUUCUUACAACAGCAUUGGUUUUCAUAAACCACGUGUUGCAAUUCAAAACAUUUCUAAUAAAUAUGAAGUUUGUGCUGGAGAGGUUAUUGGAAUCUUUUAAUAUACAGACAUAGCUCAGGGACUUGGUUGUAGGAUCUUCUAUUCCAUGAGAGUUGAAUCUUUCAUUCAGGCAAAAAAAAUGAAUAAUCAAGUCUUCUCAGUCUUACUGUGUUGUUUUAAGGGGUGAAGGGUUGGAGGGGGGAGAGGGAAAUAUGUUAAAAUUUCCCAAAAUGUUGCAGUAGAAUGGGUUGCCUCCAUGUUUGAGCAGCUGGCAAUUCCAGCUCCUGGAGAAUUGGACUUGCAAACAUAUCACUGGAAUGUCUGGGUUUCCUGUUUCAAAGGAACACAUGAACUGGAGGUGUUGUGAUCCCAAGAGGUGCUGGGGGAGGCUCAGGGUGUUGGUUCCUGCCCCGUGCUCGCUGUGUGUGCUCGGGUCUGUGCAGGGCUAAGGAAGUGCAGAGGAUGGAAAAAGGGAGGGAAGGACUUCUGCCCGCCCAGGGAGGCAGGAGGCAGAGAUGUCUGGGCUCUGAAAUCCUCUCCUGGGCCAGGAGUUCUAAUCCAGCUCUGGAAUGAGAAGUGUGUGGUAGUGUGGAAGCCCAGCACAGCAUCUCACAGCAGCCAGCUGAAAUCAUGGAGUAGCACAUGCCAGGAUGGACAUGGCCUGGGUGUGGUGGUGGCAUUUUCAGGUCUUUGUUUGUCUCUGACUCCCAGUUCAGCUCUGAGUGUCUGUGUUACACCUUCCCAUCACCUCUCAGUGUUUUGUGCCUUCUGAAGGACCCAGGGGAGGGGUCCAGCUCAGUGUUAUGCACAGAAUCUGUUCCAGAGUUUUCCUCAGAGAAUUCCACUCCUGUGAUGAAGUUGCACAACUGUUCUGCCAUCGUGUUUUCCCUUGUUUGAUUGCCAGAAAGAGUGAAAGGAGGCUGUGGAAUGGGAGCAGCACAGGCAGAUGUUUCAGCCUUUCAGCCAAAUGUGAUCAGCUUCCCGUUAGGAAUUGCUUUGGAAUUCGUGUUGCCAGGUGAUGUGACAGUCAUCUUUCAAUAGGAAUGGUCUUUAUCCUCAAGGAGGCUGGUGCUGACUAAGUGGUAAAAGACUCUGUGUUCCUUCAGGAGCCACUUCUUCCUCUUUGUUUUAAAAAUGCUUGGACCCGUUUUUACUCUGUAACAGGACACAUGUUAUGCACUAAAAUAAAAACUUUUGUGUAAGUCAGUGAUAUCCAAACAAAAUUGAUGACACUGCUGGAAUGACUUGCUGAGACAGGCUUUUGUAUUUUGUGGUAUCAUGUGCAAUAUCAAGUUUUCCUAAUUAAAAGUGCCAUGUAUGCUUAAUUGUUGUUUAUCCAUGAUGUAUUUAAUGGAGGACAGGAGAUUUUUGAGAGGACCAAAUAUGCUUUCAUGAGAUGUCCUGAAUUUUCAAAACUUGGCUUAGAUUUUACAAAUCUGCAUUAAAAAAAUAGUGUGUUUGACCA
Messenger RNA from Corapipo altera (White-ruffed manakin), 4533 nucleotides. It is a transcript of the gene EDEM1, whose product is annotated as ER degradation enhancing alpha-mannosidase like protein 1. Gene Ontology annotation, cellular component: membrane; endoplasmic reticulum. The record is from RefSeq and is a predicted model, not a curated record. Gene Ontology annotation, molecular function: calcium ion binding; mannosyl-oligosaccharide 1,2-alpha-mannosidase activity. Gene Ontology annotation, biological process: carbohydrate metabolic process; mannose trimming involved in glycoprotein ERAD pathway; endoplasmic reticulum mannose trimming. Bases 1 to 1794 code for a protein of 597 amino acids. The transcript is spliced from 13 exons. NCBI's taxonomy places the organism in Eukaryota, Metazoa, Chordata, Aves, Passeriformes, Pipridae.